This is a messenger RNA of Lachancea sp. 'fantastica', 588 nucleotides long. The record is from the annotation of a GenBank genome assembly. Lineage: Eukaryota; Fungi; Ascomycota; Saccharomycetes; Saccharomycetales; Saccharomycetaceae.
AUGGACCAUGCUAAGAAUUUCUAUCAGAUGAUUCUCAAAUCGUCGCAUCCCGUUGCUAUGGGCUUACAUUUAGCAGGUAAAUCUCUACCGAUUGUGUUUUAUUUGGUGGGUUCAUGGUUCAUGUCAUUCACGGCCCAGUUCAUCACAGUUUUACUGCUCUUAGCAGGAGACUUCUACAUAACAAAAAACAUCACAGGCCGAAAACUUGUUCAAUUGAGGUGGUGGUACGAUUCGGUAAAUUCAGAAGAAGGACCAUUGUCGUUUGAGUCCUAUAAACAGUUUGCACCUGGUCCUCCAAUCAAUCCAAUCGACUCUAAGCUUUUCUGGCUCUCAACAUACGCUGCACCAGUCGUAUGGAUUGUUUUUGGCGUUAUGUGUCUGCUUCAGGCUAAAGUUUUGUACUUGAUAUUGAUUGUCAUGGCGAUUUGUCUUACAGGAUGGAAUGCGCACGGCUUUAGAAAGUGCGAUCAGUGGGAUCCAUCUGCGCAAGGCAACCAAACGGACACUUGGUUCCAGUUUCCCAACAUAACAAACCUUGGCAAUUUAGGAAAUCUCGCUAGAGUCCAGAACAUAUUCCGCUCCAACUAG